This is a messenger RNA of Ipomoea triloba (trilobed morning glory), 1438 nucleotides long. RefSeq names its product probable protein phosphatase 2C 8. Gene Ontology annotation, molecular function: protein serine/threonine phosphatase activity. Lineage: Eukaryota; Viridiplantae; Streptophyta; Magnoliopsida; Solanales; Convolvulaceae. Gene Ontology annotation, biological process: protein dephosphorylation. The record is from RefSeq and is a predicted model, not a curated record. The transcript has 10 exons. The coding region runs from base 78 to 1154 and encodes 358 amino acids.
CGUAUCUCAUUUCCCGAAUCCCAUAUUCCGAUCCUAGGGUUCUCAUUUGGAGUUUCUGAAGUUUCACCUUCUUUUUCAUGGCGGAUAUUUCAAAUUCAAAUUCAAAUUUAAAUUCAACCUCCAACUCAAAUGCAACCCAGGGAGGACCAAGCAUUUCAGAUAGCAAGAACAAGCGCGAAGGUGAUUUCGAUGACUCCGAUGAGACUGCCAAGAAGAUGAAAUCUGACGCCUCGCUUAUUAAUGAACCGAAAAUUGAAGGUAACAGAGAGUCUGUUUGCAGUAAAAAUGGUUGCACUGAUGCAAAUGGAAGCAAACAGAGUUUCGAGAUUGAAGCCAAUGCGGCGGAGGAUAAAGGUUCUAGACACACGAUGGAGGAUGCUUGGGUUGUUCUUCCUGAUGCCAGCAAUGAUUCUCCGGGAAAAUUGAGAUGUGCUCAUUUUGCAAUUUAUGAUGGCCAUGGAGGUCGGUUAGCAGCUGACUAUGUCCAGAAGCACUUACACGGGAAUGUUCUUUUAGCUGGCUUACCACGUGAGUUGCUGGAUGUUAAAACGGCCAAAAGAGCAAUACUUGAAGGGUUUAGAAAUACAGAUGAGUCUCUUCUCCGGGAAAGUACUGCAGGGGGUUGGCAAGAUGGUGCUACAGCUGUCUGUGUUUGGGUAUUAGGACAAACAGUUUUUGUUGCUAAUAUUGGAGAUGCAAAGGCAGUCUUAGCAAGGUCAUCACAGUCUGAUGGUUCAGAUGGUUCAACUUCAUUAAAGGCCAUUGUUUUGACAAGGGAACAUAAAGCCAUUUAUCCUCAAGAACGUGCUCGCAUCCAGAAAGCUGGUGGAUCUGUGAGUUCAAAUGGGCGCUUACAAGGCCGACUUGAAGUUUCAAGGGCAUUUGGGGAUCGGCAGUUUAAAAAGGUCGGUGUUGUUGCAACCCCAGAUAUCCAUUCAUUUGACCUUUCUGAAAGAGAUCAUUUCAUUAUUCUUGGCUGUGAUGGCUUGUGGGGGGUUUUUGGACCAAGUGAUGCUGUUCAAUUUGUUCAGAAACUACUAAAGGAAGGCUUACCUGUUUCACAAGUGAGCCGCCGCCUUGUGCGCGAGGCAGUGCGUGAACGCCAUUGCAAAGAUAACUGUACUGCAGUUUUGAUUGUUUUCAAGAACGGGUAGAAACUGUCGAGCUUUUAUGUCAGAACAACCUUCAGGCAUUAAGACUCGAUUCUCCACUUGCACCCAUGAUGUGGCUUGGUUGUUUCUCUUAUCAGUGAAAUGCAAUGCACUUUCCUCGUUGCCCCUAUACAUGUAGUAUUAAGACCAUCUUGUGUGAUCAAGUUUCAAUGGCAAAUAGUUUUGUUUACUUGUAUGCUGAAAAGAUGUUUGUUUCCCAACUAGGAUACCAUGUCACAAUACAUGUUUCUAAGGUCCUAUUGUUAUGUGCUUAUGGUUUUGGCUGA